Molecule: messenger RNA, 537 nt
Organism: Anthostomella pinea
Lineage: Eukaryota; Fungi; Ascomycota; Sordariomycetes; Xylariales; Xylariaceae
Source: the annotation of a GenBank genome assembly
AUGCCAACGCACAACAUGAAAGGAUAUGAGCGGCUGGACGUGUGGGCCCUCGAAUACACACUUCAGCUACGCUUCUGGCUUAUCGGCAUCUUCAUAGCUGCAUUCUGGUUCGCCACAAUCUACCAGGAACCUUCAUUUCAAGACAAGGUAGGAAACCGACCGACGCAGCCUCGAGCCCCAUACCAGCGCGGCCAAUCCACGGCAUGGCUGCGACCUUACCUCACGUCGCAAUGGCGGAAGGGGGCCGCUGUCCUGAUCUACCUCGCCAUUCUCUCGCUGCAGCUGUUGGAGGGGUACUGGAUAGUCAAGAUGGACGCCCGCAUGUUGAAGAAGUUCUGGGUGAUCGUGAGACCGCGGUACACCGGGCUGGGCGUCGGCCUCGUACUACGCUGCGCACUAUGGCCCUUCCUUACCGCGUUCAUGACCGUGUGUGCUCUGGCCACCAUCGCGGCCGGAUUCCUCAUUGUCUUCCUUCAGCUCAUUUGCCUCUUUGAACUGGCGACGCAAUCCCCGGGCGACCUGACUCCGACCAGCUAA